AUGACUACAAAUAUGGGAUUAUUUUUAUAUUUAAAGGAGCUGAUAAUUCUAACCAGUUAUGUAAUGCUUAGCAUUAUUUAUGAUUGCUAUGAAACACUGAAAUUGUACAUGUCCCCUGUUUACAAGGAUAUCAGUGAUGAUGUUAUAUUAAUUACAGGUGCAGGGAAUGGAAUUGGUCGUGAAAUGUGUCUAGAAUUUGCUAAAUACAGUUCAAAUAUACUAGCUCUCGAUAUAGACGAAAAAGGUCUUCAGGAAACUGCUGUUUAUGUGAAAAGUGGAAGAGGUGUACAAAUUAAACCAUACCUAUGUGAUUUAAGUUCGCCAGCAGACAUCGAUCGUAUUGUCAAUGAAAUUCUACAAGAUUAUGGACGGGUUACAAUCUUGGUGAAUAAUGCUGCAAUUAUCAAUUUAUUGCCAUUGUUACAUCUUAGUGUAGACAAAUUUGAUAAAUGCUUCAAAGUCAAUUUUUAUGCAUACUUCUAUCUGAUCAAAGGAUUUCUACCAGGCAUGCUUGGCACGUUAGUAUCGUCAAACUGUUCAAAUCACACCAACAAUAGUCCUGCACGUGGUCAUAUUGUAUUUGUAUCCUCUGGUGGGGGAGUAUUUCCAGUUCCUCGGUAUACAGAUUAUUGUGCAACUAAAGCAGCCGGUUUAUUGUUAUCGGAAAGUUUAGAAUUAGAAUUGAAAGAGAUGGGUGUUGCUGACCAAAUACACAUCACUCGUGUUAUACCGUGUAUUGUAAGAACGAAAUUAGCCGGACAUGUUACAGGAUCGUGA
Trichobilharzia regenti is the source of this 777-nucleotide messenger RNA. Lineage: Eukaryota; Metazoa; Platyhelminthes; Trematoda; Strigeidida; Schistosomatidae. The record is from the annotation of a GenBank genome assembly.